CUAUGAAACAUCUAAAAUCAUUGAAUUAUUUAUUUCCUUAAAUGUAAAUAUGUUGUCGUAGCACUUGGCACGUAGCACUUGUAACUGUAAACCGAUAACGCAGUUUAUGUUGAAGUCUAUAAGAAAGAUUGGUGUCUGAUUGAGUUAUCCAAUAGCUUACUGAAAUAUUAACUUUGUUGGUGGCUUUAUCUACUCCUAAAUCCAGCAACAAAAAUGCGAGGAGUGUCAUUUAAAGUAAAUUACAAGUGGCACCUGGGACAUCGAACGGGGGCUCACUGAGAUUUGCAUAUCGCAGAACCUCUAAGUAGUUUACGACGGCUGGCAGUCAUUCGUCAAACGGACAGCUGCAGCCGACUGUCUCCUCACCCUGCGACAGCCACUCUGCCCUGCCCGGGGUGUCCGCGUUCCCGUUGCCGUCUUCAGCGCUACAGAGUGAACCGGUGGACUUGUGGAGAUGGCUCUCUUCAUCACAGCUCUCCUGUCUCUCUCAGUUGCCAUGGUGGGAGUAGGCGGGGCUACUCCAGCCACCACUCCAUCCAGUGUCCACUCAGUGAUCCAGUGCCACGACUGGGGCGAGUCAGGCGAUGGAGCCGUGAGGGUGAUGGAGGGGGAGGCAUGCUGGCUUUUGUGCCCUCUCUUCUCCCAUCCCACUGUCUACAACUACAGCUCGGUCCAGGCAGCAGGCCUCAACCUUGUGUGGUACCACGUGGCUGCAGGUCAGGACCUGGAACAGCCCAUCGACUUCCACCACCCCGACCAGAGGCUCAGCAAGGAGAGGGAGAAGCUCUGGCUGCAGCCCACCACCAUGCAGGACGCGGGCCAGUACAUCUGCAUGCUGAGAAACAGGACAUCGUGUGCCAAGAUUGCCGUGCGUCUGGAGGUGUUGCCAAGUGGCCAGGACCCUAACUGUGAGGUGAAGGCUGCUGUACCUCCCACCCCAGUCAUCGCGCCCAUACAGGAGGGCAGGACCCUAACCUGCCCUGACCUGGAGGACAUCAAGCUGCCUAACACUAGCCACUCUGUCACCUGGUACCAUGAGUGCAAUGCCUUCGGGAACUUCAACAUCGAUCGUGUGUUCAAAGGAGACAAGCUGGUCAUCCAUGUAAUGUUGGAGCACUACCAAGGACUGUACCACUGUGUGGUCACUUAUGAGACCAAAGGAAGAGCCAUCAAAUUCACCAGAGUGGUCAAUGUAACCGCAGUGUCUUCCAGUGGUUUACCCAAACAGCCAAAUAUACUCAACCCUGCCAAGGAGCAACUCUAUCCUGUCAAACAAGGGUCAGAGGUGACUCUCAUAUGCAGGGUGUCAUUGCCCUACCUGGAAGGACCCAGGGAGACCUGGUGGACCAUCGAUGGGAAGACUGUAGAUCAGCUAGCUGAUCCCCGCAUCUCAUUCACUUCUAGGGUGGUGUUGAAUUAUUUUGGGGACUGGACAGUUGAGAAUGUGCUCCGCAUCCAGGACUUCAGCUCAGAGGACCUGACCAGAGAAUACAACUGCUCCGGACGCAACGGCCGAGAUGUAGCCACCCGCAGGGCAGUGCUAGAAGAGGAGGUGUACCUGCCAUCCGUGGAGCUGGGCUGUGGCCUGGGCGUGACUCUGUUCCUGAUGCUGGUGCUGUUCGUGGUCUACCACAUCUUCUGGCUGGAGCUGCUGCUGCUCUAUCGCUCCUGGUUUGGAACCGACGAACGCUGUACAGACGACAAGGAGUAUGACAUCUACAUCUCGUACGCGAGGAAUAGCGAGGAGGAGCAAUUUGUCCUCUUGACACUCCGCAGGGUCCUGGAGAAUGAGCUGGGCUAUACCGUCUGCAUCUUCGACAGGGACAGCCUUCCUGGAGGGACCAUCACUGACGAGACGUUGACCUUUGUGGGCCGCAGUCGCCGCGUCCUGGUGGUGCUCAGCCCAGGAUACGGCCUCCAGGGGACCCAGGCCCUGCUGGAGCUCAAGGCAGGGCUAGACAGCAUGGCAUGGGGUGGACAUCUGCGGGUCAUCCUGGUCCAGUAUAAGCCCUUGAGGCGGGGCGGCUGGGUGCGCGAGCUGAGGCGAGCGAGAGUAGCCCUGGCAUUGGUCCGAUGGCAAGGGGACAAAUCCAGCGAUCUGUCCUCUAGGUUCUGGAAGCGACUCCGUGUGGAGCUACCUGUCAGAAGGAUUAAAGACUAGCUACAGAGCCAAGAUAGUAACGUUUUACCACUGCAGAAUAUAGCUAUAGACACACAGCGAGCAUAAUAACAUGGUGGAAGACACAACUCGCACUUAGAAUACAGAAUGGCAUAGCAUAUAUGUGACGCACGCACGCACGCCCACCCACAUACACACACACACACACACCAUUGAUCCAUUAUUACACUGUCGUCUUGUUUCCUUUUUGUGAAUGAGAAACCAUUCAUCCAUUUGUUUUGCAUUCUGUUAAAUGCUCUUUUGAAAGGGUCUCACAUUGUCUCAUUUUGUAUACUUUCAUAUGUAAAUGUUUAUCUGAAUAAAUGCAUUUUUUUCAU
This is a messenger RNA of Salmo salar (Atlantic salmon), 2496 nucleotides long. It is a transcript of the gene il1rap, whose product is annotated as interleukin 1 receptor accessory protein. NCBI's taxonomy places the organism in Eukaryota, Metazoa, Chordata, Actinopteri, Salmoniformes, Salmonidae. Gene Ontology annotation, biological process: signal transduction. The record is from RefSeq and is marked provisional.